UAUAGAUUUAAAUUUGUAUAUAAAUUAACUACAAAAAUUUAAUUUAAUUGAAAUGUUAAAAUAUAAUUUCUCAAGAUUCGUGAACUCUGGGAAUCGACGGAUUUUGGCCGUAUAAUCAUAUUACAUUACCAUAAAGGCAAUGUCUAAUCGAUGACGUUUAAUUGUCAUUAAUUAUCAAACCGCGUUACUGUAGCGCGAUUCCAAAUGCAUUCUCGCUGUUGUAAAGUAAUGUAGGUUAAUUAAGUUUUGUAUCAUUGAGUAUACUAAAAUUUGCAAUUCCUUUACUGACUGUCCAACAUAUUUCGCGAUCACGUAAACGAAAUGCAAUAAUAUUGAAAUAUCUCGCCAAUCAAAAAAAAAAAAGAAAUAUACAUGAUAAAGAGACAUUUGUCCUUUUAUUAUUUUUUUUUCUCGAACACUACAUUUUAUACGCCGUUUUAUAUUGAUACGAAAUAAUUCUUUCGCAAUGGGCAGACUGAAUUAAUUUGGGAUCGAUCCAGUUGUCAAUUUAACUUCAGUAGAACUAGAUUGCUUUCAAUCCAGCGAUUCCAUGUGUUUUUAUAUACAAUCUCUACCUAACGAAGUUCCAUAUUGUGAUCUCUGUUGUUUGAAUCAGCUGUAACCUUAACAGAAAAAUGUUCUUCUCUUGUUCCACUCUUUCACUGCUCGUGUUUUCCAUGGCAUAUGUCCACAUUACAGCAAAAUGAAAAAUAGAACGCGCCACAUUUUCUUUCCGCGCCAUUAGAAUAAGAGUUAGGGAUUGGAACAAGAGAAAACUUAGAGAAGCGUCCUAAUGACUACACAAAACGGAGAGUUGAGUGUAUGUAUUUGUAUGAAAUAACAGUUCGAAGAUACAUAACACAUGAAAAUCACAAGUAUCACAUUGUGUCACCUUAUUGCUAAUCUUUUCGUUAAAUAUAAUUAAUUCGAGAGAAACGUCUAACGUCUGACAAACGAAAUCAGGAAAUCGACAGGCGAUAAGAGAUAUCGCUCACACGUACCACCCACGGAUAUUCCCAAGCGGAUGCCUCGUCCUGAUGGGAGACAGAAGUGCGGAAAGAUUCCAACUUGCUGCAGUGACUUUGACGUGUCAAGGAUUAUUUUUAAACUCUCGUAAAUUUCGAUUAUUAUAAGUUUUCAAGUAGCGUUUUAAAUAAUAAAUCUUAUUUUUAAAGUGUUUCAUUUUCAAAGUAUUUUCAAGUGGUGCUUUAAAAAUAAUAAUAGAUUUUAAUGAAAACAGUUUAUGAUUAUUGUAAAAUUGUAAAUUAUGACUUCCUCUCUUCCAGGGGAAGUCGAGAGUCAUUUUGCGUGCGCGUCGCGUGGUUGAAGAUCGCGGCGUUUAAUCAUGUCCAUUAGAACGCAAUUUUUCAAGUACAGUUUGUGCAUGGUGUUGUUUUUCCUUAUUUGCAUUAUUUUAAUUGAAACGAGAAAAAGCUGCAUCGUAAAAGAAACGACAGGCGUGACAAUUAAAUGCAAAUCGAAACUGAAAACGCCUCACUUCCCGGCUUCGGAUAGGACGAUUAAAAAGAAUGUCGAGUCGGAGAUAAACAUGUUGCGGAUAGACGAGUUGAAGGGUGGAACCAUCGACCUGCAGGAGAGCGCGACUAUACUCCAACAAGUGUCGAGCGUUUGCGCGAAGUACAAACUGAAAACUCCUCUUGUCAAAAGGCAUUUUCUAUACAAUGCCGAACAUAAGUCGCUAUACUGCUGGAUCCGCAAGAUCGCGUCUACCAGUUUCACCAAAUUGUUUUCCGACAUGAGCAACCGUCAAGUCGACCACGAUCUUUACAAAGAAGUGGACUUCCUAUCGCCGGAAAGUUUGAAAGAUCUGCAGCGUUUCGCUAACAACAAUACCGUCUUCAAACUGCUCGUCGUCAGGCAUCCAUUUCAUCGGCUGGUCUCGUCGUACAGAGAUCGCAUCGAGGACAACAGUAAGUACACCGCGCAGUCCUGGCUCUACGCUCGUCAGAUUCUUCAUCUCUCGAGGCCGGAACUGUUUCGUGCCAACGCAUCGAGCGGCAACAUUCUACAAAGAAUAUUCCUGGCGGACAGAAGGCUGAAGGUGGUACCCAGCUUCCGAGAGUUCCUGGAGUGGUUGCUGAGACAGCCGCCGGGACACGAUGACGUCCACUGGGACCAGUAUCACACCCACUGCGCGGUCUGCAACGUCAGAUACAACUUCAUCCUGAAACUGGACGAGUACACUUUCGGGCAGGUCAAUUACAUCCUGACGAAGCUGAAGUUAAACAAGGACAAGAUCUACCUGCCCAGGCUGCAGCGCACUCGUGCCGGGAUCACCGACUUCGACGUGACGUGCAAGUACUUUAGCGAUCUGACCACCGACAUGGUACUGCGACUGUACAAACGGUACAAAAUCGACUUUGAGAUGUACAACUAUAAGCUAGAAAAGUAUUUGCACUGUGCUAGGGGCAAAAAAUUGACCUGACCCGACCAGACAACAAAAUGAAAUAAAGCAAAAAUAAUGUUUAACUGAAAAAGUGAUAAAAAAAUCGUUUUAAUAACUGAAUUUUUUAAAGACUUGAUACCUUCUUGUAAACUGGAUAUAGAAGAUACAUUUGGACUGACUUUUGAACGAACCUUCAUACCUUUAUAAGGCCCGGUUCCACAAAUGUAAGAUUAACUUUAAUCUCGGUUUAACUUACUGUUUAUCUCUUUCUAAUUUUUAGAUUAGAAAAAGAUAACACGAAUUGAACUUCGGUUAAAUCGAGUUAACGGCGAAUUGUGAAUCCGGGCCUAAAUGAAGGAAAUAUAAAUGAAAAUAUAAAUUUUUUUAGAGAUUAUAUCUAAAAAAAUUGUUAAUUGUAUAAU
Wasmannia auropunctata (little fire ant) is the source of this 2829-nucleotide messenger RNA. RefSeq names its product carbohydrate sulfotransferase 11-like. Gene Ontology annotation, cellular component: membrane. NCBI's taxonomy places the organism in Eukaryota, Metazoa, Arthropoda, Insecta, Hymenoptera, Formicidae. The transcript has 5 exons. Gene Ontology annotation, molecular function: sulfotransferase activity. Bases 1346 to 2446 code for a protein of 366 amino acids. Gene Ontology annotation, biological process: carbohydrate biosynthetic process. The record is from RefSeq and is a predicted model, not a curated record.